AUGACCAAUGAAGAACUGUUCCAAAAGCUCAUGUCUGAAAUGGGAAACAAAUUGAAUGCUAGAAUAGAUAAGCAAGAUGAGAACAUUAGAAACAUCCAAAUGUCGCAAAUGAGCUUAGAGAAACAAGUUGCGCAAGUGGCAAAUUCUUUGAACUUGCGUCACCAAGGUGGGUUGCCCGGUGAUACUGAGCUUAAUCUAAGGCAACUACAUGAUGUGAGUACUAGAAGUGGACUACAAUUGGAGGAAUUAGCUCCAACAAAGAGGGACAACGAGGUAAACACCAAGGAGACAAAAGUGGAAGAGGUAGUGAAAAGUCUAAAUGUUGAAGAACCUAUUCUUCAAAAGAAGUUACCACCUCAGUUUUCGCAAAGGCUAAAGAAGCAGAAUGAAGAUGAAUGCUUCGAUAAAUUUCUCUCUCUUCUUAAACAGGUUCACAUUGAUCUGCCUUUGCUUGAGAUUCUGCAGGGUAUCCCGAAGUAUGCUACAUAUGUGAAGGAAAUUGUGGCAAGCAAGAGGAGGCUCAUAGAGUAUGAAACUGUAGCACUUACUGAGGAGUGCAGCUCAAGGGUCCAAAAUAGACUGCCCAAAAAUUUAAAAGAUCCGGGUACUUCUACUGCGCAAAUCACCAUUGGGCAAAGUGUUCAUGCCCGGGGGUUAUGUGAUCUAGGGGCUAGUAUAAAUCUGAUGCCCUUAUCUUUAUAUCAAAAGCUUGGGUUGGAUAGUCCGAAAAGAACCACUGUUAUUCUCCAACUCGCGGAUAGAUCCAUUCCUAGGCCGAAGGAGGUGGUAGAAGAUGUCUUAGUACAAGUAGAGUCAUUCAUCUUUCCUGUAGAUUUUGGAGUCUUAGUUUGA
Solanum pennellii is the source of this 852-nucleotide messenger RNA. RefSeq lists its product as uncharacterized. The record is from RefSeq and is a predicted model, not a curated record. The transcript has a single exon. Bases 1 to 852 code for a protein of 283 amino acids. Lineage: Eukaryota; Viridiplantae; Streptophyta; Magnoliopsida; Solanales; Solanaceae.